Messenger RNA from Cladocopium goreaui, 1941 nucleotides. Lineage: Eukaryota; Dinophyceae; Suessiales; Symbiodiniaceae. The record is from the annotation of a GenBank genome assembly.
AUGAAUAACGCCCCCGACGAAAUCAUCGCCAAGCGCGAUCGCCUGCUGGAAUUGCUGCGGGGUUUUGAAAGCUGCGCGGUGGCGUUUUCUGGCGGGAUCGACAGCACGGUGGUGGCAAAAGCCGCACAGGUUGCGCUUGGCGAUCGGGCGGUGGCAGUCACGGGGGUGAGCCAUAGCCUGGCUGACGGUGAGCUGAGCGAGGCCCAGGAAAUGGCCCGACUGAUCGGCAUUCGUCACGAGGUGGUGGAGACCGAAGAAUUCAACAAGCCAGAGUAUCGCCGCAACGCGCCGGAUCGGUGUUACCACUGCAAGUCGGAACUGUAUACGCAACUCGACGGGCUCGCUCCCCGGCUGGGUGUGGCCGUGGUGGUGAACGGGGCGAAUCUCGACGACCGUGGCGAUCAUCGCCCAGGGAUGACCGCCGCCGAUGAACAUGCGGUGCGAAGUCCGCUUCUAGAAUGCGGGCUGAACAAGGCCGACGUUCGAGCGCUGGCCUUGCACUGGGAUUUACCCACUUGGGAUAAACCGGCCGCACCGUGUCUCAGUAGCCGUAUCGCUUAUGGUGAGGAAGUAACUCGCGAGCGAUUGGGGAUGAUCGACAAGGCCGAGCAGUAUCUUCGCUCUCAAGGUCUCCGCGAAUUACGCGUGCGUUACCACCGCGGCGACUUGGCUCGCAUCGAAGUACCGGCGGCCGCACUAGAAAAGCUCUGCCAGGCGGAAGUCCGCGAGUCGCUGGCCGCCCAUCUCAAGCAACUCGGCUUUCGCUACAUCACUCUCGACCUGGAAGGCUUCCGCUCAGGCAACCUGAACGACAUGGUGCCGGUGGAGAGUCUGAAGGUUGAGGCUUUGAAUAAACUUCCAAUCCUCCGACCGAAAGUGGCAUCGUCGAUGAUGAAGGCAUUCACUCUUGCUACGGCACUCUUUGCUUCUCUAUUGGCAAUCGAUUGUGUCGCUCGCGAACCCAAAGAGAACGAUCGUGAUGUCAUCUACGAUGAGGCGAGAGUUCCUCACUACGAUUUGCCUGAGCUGCUUGUGACCGCCGAAGGUGCUCCGGUCACUACGGCCGAACUAUGGACAGACGUCCGUCGACCUCAGAUUCUCUCUUUGUUUAGUAACUUGAUUUAUGGGCGAGUUCCGAGCCCGGACAGCCCACUGAAGACCGAGUACGAAGUAUUGGAGACCGAGCCAGACUUUAUGGACGGAAAAGCAACUCGACAACGAGUUCGAAUCCGCUUCAGUAACGACCGUGGCGAAGCGGAAAUGGUUAUUGCCGUGUUUGUGCCUAACGACUUGACCACUGCCGCUCCCGCUUUCAUGAAGCAUAGCUUCAACGAUACGAAGUCGAAGGAUUUCGACGCCCAUCCAGAAAAGCCAGGGCUACUCCGAAACGGCUGGCCUUUGGGAGAAUUCUUUUAUCGCGGUUAUGCCUUUGUGGCUGUGUAUCAGCAGGAUUUGGUGGGGCACAACGAAGUUAGCUUUAACCGAGGCAUACAUCCGCUGUUCUAUACCGAGGGACAAAGUUUCCCCAAAGCUAGUGAGUGGGGAGUUCUCACUGCGGUGGCGUGGGGAGCUAUGCGAGCCAUGGAUUACCUGGAAACUCGCGAAGACAUCGACCACACCCGCGUGGCGAUUAUGGGGCACUCGAAGAUGGGGAAAGCCACAGUGUGGACGGCCGCUCAAGAUGAGCGUUUCGCCAUGGCGAUUUCGGCUCAGUCCGGGUGUGCAGGAGCCGCUUUAUGGCGUCGCCGGUCGGGCGAGACCCUAGCGAAGAUGGUUACGCGGUUUCCCUAUUGGUUAUGUCGCAAUGCCUGGAAAUUCGUCAAUCAGGAAGAUGAUCUUCCGGUUGAUCAGCACAUGUUGCUGGCAUUGAUCGCACCGCGCCCCGUCUACGUGGCAAGCGGCGUCGACGACACCUGGGCCGAUGGAGGGUUUGACUUCUGA